GUGGGUCUGUUUCGAAAAUCUGGAGUGAAAUCUCGAAUCCAGGCCCUGCGUCAGAUGAAUGAGAGCUCCCCAGAAAAUGUCAGCUAUGAAGAUCAGUCGGCAUAUGAUGUGGCAGACAUGGUAAAGCAAUUUUUCCGGGACUUGCCAGAGCCUCUCCUCACGAGUAAGCUAGGAGAGACUUUCCUACACAUCUACCAAUAUGUCCCCAAGGAGCAGCGGCUGCAGGCAGUGCAGGCAGCCAUCAUGCUGAUGUCCGAUGAGAACCGCGAGGUUUUGCAGACUCUGCUGUGCUUCCUGAGCGAUGUCACCUCCGUGGAGGAGAAUCAGAUGACUCCUAUGAACAUAGCUGUUUGUCUGGCCCCUUCCCUCUUCCAUCUCAAUAUAGUGAAGAAAGAAAGCUCACCAAGAGUAAUACAGAAAAAAUAUGCAACAGGGAAGCCAGAUCAGAAGGACCUCAGUGAAAACCUGGCAGCUACUCAGGGACUUGCUCACAUGAUAAUGGAAUGCAACAAACUUUUUGAGGUGCCGCACGAGAUGGUCGCUCAGUCCCGAAACUCCUACAUUGACGCAGAAGUGCAUUCUCCCACUCUGGAUGAGCUUGGGAAACAAGUGGAUGAGGAAGGAGGGAACUAUCAGAUGUACCUGGAAAGUCUCAUGCAGAAUCUCCAGAAAGAAGUGAAAGAGAAAUUCAAAGGAUGGGUCACAUGUUCCAGUAUGGAGAACACAGAACUCGCCUACAAAAAGGUUGGGGACGGGAACCCCCUAAGGCUUUGGAAAGCCUCAGUGGAAGUUGAAGCCCCUCCGCCAGUUGUCCUGAACCGAGUGCUGAGAGAACGUCACCUCUGGGACGAGGACUUCUUGCAGUGGAAGAUGGUUGAGAGCCUGGACAAGCAGACGGAAGUUUACCAGUAUGUUUUGAACAGCAUGGCUCCUCAUCCCGUCCGAGACUUUGUUGUUCUAAGAACGUGGAGGACGGAUUUGCCAAAGGGCAUGUGUAUGCUCGUUGCCAUCUCUGUGGAGCACGAAGAGCAGGGCAAAAAGCAGCAACUGGAGGAGGGGAGAGGACAUUCCCCAGAGUGGUACAACAAAGGCUUUGGACAUCUGUGUGCAGCAGAAGUUGCCAGGAUCAGAAACUCAUUUCAGCCUCUGAUUGCUGAGGGACCAGAAACGAAAAUCUGA
This is a messenger RNA of Tauraco erythrolophus (red-crested turaco), 1179 nucleotides long. The record is from RefSeq and is a predicted model, not a curated record. NCBI's taxonomy places the organism in Eukaryota, Metazoa, Chordata, Aves, Musophagiformes, Musophagidae.